Pollicipes pollicipes is the source of this 989-nucleotide messenger RNA. RefSeq names its product UDP-glucuronosyltransferase 3A1. Bases 51 to 989 code for a protein of 312 amino acids. NCBI's taxonomy places the organism in Eukaryota, Metazoa, Arthropoda, Thecostraca, Pollicipedomorpha, Pollicipedidae. The record is from RefSeq and is a predicted model, not a curated record. The transcript is spliced from 7 exons. Gene Ontology annotation, molecular function: UDP-glycosyltransferase activity.
GGAGCCUGGUGCUGGGCGCGUGCGCCGCGCGCAACGUGCUGCUCGUGCAGAUGGUGGGCACCGGCAGUCACGAGUUCGUCAUGCGUCGGCUGGGCGAGCAGCUGGUGCAGCGCGGACACCGCGUCACCCAGAUCAGAUGGCUGCACGCCUUCAGCGACCUCGUGCCGGCCAACUCCAGCGUGGAGAUCAUCAGCCGCCGCGUCAAGAACGCCGCGCUACGUCACCGGCGCUUCGACGCGGCCGGCGUGUUCCAGCCGGUCUCCAGCGGCGCCUGGCGCGGCGCCAGCUCGCUGGGCGUGGCGCUCGACCUAGCCCAGCAGCCGCACACCUACUGCGAAGAUCUGUUGGGCGACCAGCGCCUCCUGCGCCGCAUGCGCCGCCGGCGGUUCGACGUGGCCAUCGUCGACGUGUACUGCAACGUGUGCGGCGUGGCGUUCGCGCGCGCGCUGCGGCUGCCCGUCGUCGGGCUGUACGUUGUCAGCGUCGUCGGCAGCGAGCAGAGCAACCUGAUGGGUCUGGUGAACAUGCCGUCGGCGGUGGUGGCCCAGUUUACCGGCCUGACGCCGCCCAUGAGUCUGCUGCAGCGACUGCACAACGCUUUCGUCAUCCUCGGCUUCAAGCUGGUUUCUCGCUACCUUCUCGCCGUCUCCGACAUUUACGUGCAGAAUCUGGAGACGUUCUUCAAGAGCUCUGGGGAGCACGGCGUCAUUAUCUUCUGCAUGGGCAUCACACUGUAUGACCCGGAGCUUAUUCCCGUCCGGUUUAUUGAAAGAUUCAUGAGGAUCUUCUCCAGACUGGAGCAAAAGGUGGUGAUGCGACUCCGCCUGUCCACCGAGCGCCGACACAUCGCCGUCCCUGACAACGUCCUCCUGGUGGACUGGCUUCCUCAGCUUGACACACUCGGGCACCGCCAGGCUCGCUUGUUCGUCAGCCACUGCGGCAUCGGAGGCGUGAUGGAGGCCGUCUACUGCGGCGUACCGCUCUCCUAG